UUCAUUUCAAGGAGCUGGCUUAUAGAGCCAACUAGUUCACGACCGACACAUCACUAUUGGUUAGCUUACGGAGGCUGUGUCAGGGCAGACUUCCGGCCAUCAACAAACCAUGAAACAAACUGUAAUAGUAGGAUUUCACAACUUUUUCUUGUUCUUUACGUGAGAUGUCAACGUCUUAGAUACAUCUGUAUGCAUUCGAGUGUAAGGGUUUCUGCCUUCAGAUAACCAAUACCCACUCCCGAUGUGGAUAAGGCACCGGCUGAUGGCUGUCCUCUACCUCUGACCUAGUUGCCAUGGAAACUAUUUUGCUCUUCCUCUCUUCACUCCUGGUGUGUGUGGCUGCUGUAGCAGAUCCCAGUGCACAGGAUGGCAAGGAGAAAGUUGAAAAUCCAUUCGUCUAUGACUAUGAGAGCCUGAGGAUUUGUGGAUUGGCAUUAGCUGUGGUGCUGUUCACACUGGGCAUUCUUCUCAUCCUCAGUCGGCGAUGCCGUUGCAGUCUCAGCCAGAAGCCCAGGGCCCCCGGAGAUGAGGAGGCACAGGAGGAGAACCUGAUUGUCUCUAAGGCUGCAGUGGCCGCCAAAGAGGCUCCAGCAGAGAACUGAGGCAACUCCACUGGACCAGACUGCCUUCUGAAAUGAGGAUCAGUUUUAUUUGAUAUUGAUCCACUAUAACGGAGAAGCAGCGGAUGAUUAUUAUAACUGGUUAUAUGACAGGGUAUAAGUGGGGAGGUAUAUGUUUAGAGUUGUAAUAUGUACAUAACCUUUAGCCUGUUGUGCUGUUGUGCCAGUCCCUCAGUGCUCUUGUCUGUUCCUGUGCCUUUCUGUGACAGUCUCUCACUACAGUUCUUUGUUUUAGCCAGUAGCACCUUCAACACAAAAUUGUCUUUAAAGCCCUAAAAGAAUUUUUAAUGUUGUGUGGUCCGCUGUACUUUGUUUUGUACUAAUAACUAUAUAUGGCCUUUAGGUUUAGGAUUUGUCUAUUUGUUGUUAAUUUUGUCAGUUGUCCUUGAAAAUGUUUGUCACAAUUUGGAUUAUAACACAUAUACAUAUUAUAUAUAUAAAAGAACAGAUAGUUACAGAUAAUAUAUAUAGUUAAAUAAUCUUCAUUUAGGUCUACUGUAUGUCUGAAUGGUUGCGCUGUUUGCGUGCACAUGUGGAUAUAUGAAUGUGAAUACAUGUAUGAAUGUUUGUACCAUCAUGUGUGCGUGUGUCUCUUGACAUGUAAAUGUGAUUAGCCUUAUAUAAGACAAUCUGAACUGCCACAGCUCUCUAACUGAGCACACGGAUGGUUUGCAGGUAUCUGCAUGAGCUCCUCCACCGCAGUACUUUAACAACUUUAGUGGAGGGAGCUCCUGCAUCAGCUGUCUCACUGCCUUCUUCUCCACACCUCCAUUCCACCGCUCCGUCACUGGCUCCGCUGGGAUUAACUGGUCUCUGGCAGACUAUAAUUAGUUUUUUCCAUAGACAUUCACUAUAGUGCAGCAAAACUGUGAAGUCCUGGUCUUUCCUCUUUCCUGUUCAUUUAUUAAAGAAGCCAAUUGCUCA
Messenger RNA from Thunnus maccoyii (southern bluefin tuna), 1544 nucleotides. RefSeq names its product FXYD domain containing ion transport regulator 6 (gene fxyd6). Bases 294 to 602 code for a protein of 102 amino acids. Gene Ontology annotation, cellular component: membrane. Gene Ontology annotation, biological process: regulation of sodium ion transmembrane transporter activity. The transcript has 8 exons. The record is from RefSeq and is a predicted model, not a curated record. Lineage: Eukaryota; Metazoa; Chordata; Actinopteri; Scombriformes; Scombridae. Gene Ontology annotation, molecular function: sodium channel regulator activity.